This is a messenger RNA of Megalobrama amblycephala (Wuchang bream), 3172 nucleotides long. RefSeq names its product T-box transcription factor 1 (gene tbx1). NCBI's taxonomy places the organism in Eukaryota, Metazoa, Chordata, Actinopteri, Cypriniformes, Xenocyprididae. Gene Ontology annotation, cellular component: nucleus. The transcript is spliced from 7 exons. Gene Ontology annotation, molecular function: DNA-binding transcription factor activity, RNA polymerase II-specific; RNA polymerase II cis-regulatory region sequence-specific DNA binding. The coding region runs from base 1142 to 2524 and encodes 460 amino acids. The record is from RefSeq and is a predicted model, not a curated record. Gene Ontology annotation, biological process: regulation of transcription by RNA polymerase II; positive regulation of DNA-templated transcription; cell fate specification.
CAAUAACCUUGUGAUCAUUUGUAGGGCUCGCGCAGUUUGUUUAACACUUUCUCGUCGCGAGAAACUUUCAGCUAUCGCCAAAGACACGUGUAUUUCAAUAUUCUAAUGCAGAAUUCAACACAGCCCAACGCACAGAGUAAAUAAAACGCCGCGCGUUCCUCUCCGCGCACUUAUUUGUACAACAGUCAGAAGUGCGAAUAAUUUGUCCUAAGUUGCACAUUAGCUGCAACUUGUAAAACAGGCUCUAGUCACUGCAUGGUCCUCAAAUGACAUAAAUCGUCCAAGUAAACAUCAAGUAUACUACAAGCGCGAGCAACGCAAAACGAAGCUUGCAAAGUGCCACAGGAAUCUAGGAAGCUUAGAUUCCACCUCCAACCCAAGGAUGAGCCUGUCAGACGAACAGUGGCACAGAUAAAGCCCAACAGCAAAAUUGUGAACAAAAGAAAAUAGCAUUCGAGACAUAGACGGGAGACUUGUUCCUUCGCAACUUUAGUUGUUUGUCCAUGUUGCGCGGGUGUUUGUUUGCUUUGCGAAAAAGGUUACUCUCCGUCGUGCCAGCUAACCAGUCUAUUGUUAGAGGAGGGUGGUGUGGGCGAUACACUUAUCCAAAAGUAAAUGGGUGCCGGAAAGCCCAUUAUAAGGGGCGCACUUCUCUGUCAAUCAGUCUCGUCCCAAGGCGAGGAAAGGCACAUUACCUGCAGUUCCUUAUCUAAAUAGAAAUAAGAACCGGUUUUAUCGCAAAGGGGAGGCCCUAUGUGAGAGAUAAGAGAGAAGUCUGGAUUUCAGUUUAGCAGAGGGGCAGGACAGAGGCCGCUUGGAACAGUUCACAGCGCACAAGUCUUUGAAAACAACGGACCAAGUUUAGAUUAUCGGUAAUCAAUACGAAGCUACUUAGGAAGGCGUUUUACAGGUUCUGCGGGCUUUUUAAGUACUUCACCUAUAGGCAAUAUGCGUUAACCUAGAAGGAGACCAUCGUUCUUGGAUACACUCAUAAAAGCAGGAAACUUUCCGAUACGCGACACACUUGAGGACAUCGUAAAAUUACUCUAUAUUUGAUAAUCCUAAGCGAACUCCUGCAUUCACUUGCAUAUUGUUGCUUUUAAACUCGAGUCCUGCGCAAAUUGUAAACCCAAUUUUUGGAAUGAUUUCAGCAAUAUCAAGCCCGUGGCUGACGCAGCUGUCCCAUUUUUGCGAUGUUGCAGCCUUCACGACCAGCAGCCUGAGCAGUCUCAAUACGCCCGGGAGUUAUCAUCUCUCUCCUUCGCCUGGGGAUCCCUACAGCCAUCAUGAAAGCCAGUUUGAGCCGUGCCCGGCUGCCCAGCACGGCUACAACUAUUCCGGAUCCAACCCAACACAGGCCCCGGCACAGGGAGACACCGGAACGUCCAACUGCUCCUCGUCGUCUUCAAGCUCAACGCCGAACAAAACGCUGGUCAAAAAGAACCCUAAAGUAGCCAAUAUUAAUGUACAGUUGGAAAUGAAGGCGCUCUGGGAUGAAUUUAAUCAACUUGGAACUGAAAUGAUUGUCACAAAAGCUGGGAGACGAAUGUUUCCUACAUUUCAAGUCAAAAUAUUUGGAAUGGACCCAAUGGCAGAUUACAUGCUCCUGAUGGAUUUCCUACCAGUGGAUGAUAAACGAUACAGGUAUGCCUUCCACAGUUCAUCGUGGCUGGUGGCGGGGAAGGCUGAUCCAGCGACUCCAGGAAGAGUGCACUAUCACCCCGACUCACCUGCCAAAGGAGCGCAGUGGAUGAAACAGAUCGUUUCCUUCGAUAAAUUAAAACUAACCAACAAUCUGCUGGACGACAACGGACAUAUCAUACUGAACUCAAUGCACAGAUACCAGCCCAGAUUCCAUGUGGUCUACGUGGAUCCUAGAAAAGACAGUGAGAAAUACGCCGAGGAAAAUUACAAGACAUUUGUUUUUGAGGAGACCAGAUUUACCGCCGUCACAGCGUAUCAAAACCACAGAAUAACACAACUGAAAAUAGCCAGCAAUCCGUUUGCCAAAGGCUUCAGAGACUGUGAUCCUGAGGACUGGCCCCGGAAUCACAGGCCGGGCUCUCUGCAAAUCAUGAGUGCGUUUGCUCGAACCAGGAACCCCAUGUCCUCUCCCCCGCAGCAGAAUGGCACAGAGAAAGAGGACAGCAGGCGAGAAUACGAUCGUGACCCCAGCGGCACUCCCCUCCAUUCCGACCCCGCUCACCAGCUGAUGUCCCGAGUCCUCAGCCCUGCCCUUCCAGUCCUCGGCGGCCUACACGCCGUGCCCCUCACAGCCGGCCCGCGCAGCCCACCCCACGAACUACGCCUCGACGGACACCCCCAACCACCCGACACCCUGCACCAUCAUCCGUACAAGUAUCCCACCAGUUACGAACACUAUUUGGGAGCCAAAACCAGGCCGUCCCCGUAUCCCUCACCGAGCAUUAGAGGCCACGGUUACCACCCCCACAUGAACCCAGCCACAGCCAACAUGUACUCUGCAACAAGCGCGCCGACUAAUUACGACUACGGACCCAGAUAAUGACUCAAUCGGAACACGACUGAGAGCCACAUGGGACAAAACAUUAUGGGGGGAAAACCUCGCACACACAUACCUUUGUGUCCCAGAUUCACGAAACAUGUUGAGUUGGGCACAUCUUUUGCAGUGGCUUCUAACAGAUGGAAAGUGAAGCUGCCAUAUUUAUUGAAGGGAGAAAUGUCACAAAUGUCCUUGUGGAGCAUAAGGAUGAGCUCAACAUUAGCUCUGGACGGACUCAGAAUCAGAACAAUAGCAGUGCACCUGGAAACUGCAGUGUUUGGAGUAAUGAGGAGGACAAAGACUUCUAAUGCAUUAUCACGGACUGGAACUGAACUUUUGUGUUGAAUGCACUUUUUGUUUUUGCUUUUAAAAAGCCAUAAAUUAUAUAUUACCCUUGAGCCAUCGAGCUUCUAUAGAUGGAAUAUUUGCAUGUUGCGCUGUUUUGAAGGUGCUGAAAUGCCCUGAAAUGAUUUUUUUUUUUUUUUUUUCCUGGUUGAGAAUGAAUUGUUUUUUGAAAAUGCUAGACCACCUUUAGCAGGUCCUUGAAGCUUGUAACGUGGCACUGACGUACAGCAAUUCAAAUAAAUAAAUGAACUGAAUGACUGUGCUGAACUUGUAAAAUAAACAUUAAAUAUUUUACCUUUAAACAUG